AUGUUGGCAAGAGCGAGAAGUCAAAACUACCAAUUCGUGCUGCAUCUAGAUUCCCCAUUUCCACGACUUGAUCAUCCAUCAUAAUAAGAUGUUCACGUGAGGCUUUGCGGUGAGAUAGUCGUACAGACCCUAAAUCCGACACCACUUGAAAGCAGAGUCAUAUCUCCGGUUUACAGUACCACAAUGUUAUAGAAAGGCUUUAGCUGUAGCCAUAAGAUUAGAUCAAGAGAAGCUGUUGCCACAGGAGAAGACACGCUCCGCCCAGCUGACGUGGCGCCUAGUCUGGAUAGAAACACGGAAGCGAAGCAUCUUGGUACGGUUGAGUGGAAGAAAUGCUGAGUUUAAAAUAAUCUUCAAAGUUUCGAGGGGAUGGAGCGAGAGAGAGUGUUGGCGACAGAGAGGUACGGCUCCUUGGGACGAUGGAGCUAUCGACCGAAGGACGAAGCAUUGGAGAGAGAAAGAGAGGGGGGUGAUAACAGAUGGACCAGAAGCUCUUUUCUUGGGGUGUUGAAAAGUGUCUUCCUGCCCCAGGGGUAUCCUGAGAGUGUGAGUGAAGAUUACCUGCAGUACCAGCUCUGGGACACAGUCCAGGCUUUUUGCAGUUCCCUCUCAGGCACGCUCUCCACUCAGGCUUCUUUGCGGGGUGUUGGGGUUGGCAGUGGGGAGGCUACUGUUGCUGCUGCCACUGUCACCUGGUUACUAAGAGAUGGCACUGGGAUGUUGGGUAGGAUUCUCUUUGCUUGGGUUAAGGGGAGUAAACUCGACUGUGACGCCAAGCAAUGGAGGCUGGUAGCCGACAUUCUCAAUGACAUCGCUAUGUUCAUGGAAAUUGUGGCACCAAACUUCCCAGCAUGCUUCACUCUGAUUGUCUGCACUGCUGGAAUUUUUAAGUCCAUUGUUGGGGUAGCAGGCGGUGCAACACGAGCUGCACUCACCAUGCAUCAGGCCCGCAGAGACAACAUGGCCGACGUCUCUGCUAAAGAUGGCAGCCAGGAGACUCUAGUGAAUCUGGCAGGAUUACUGAUCAGCCUUCUGCUCAUUCCCCUGGUCACUGACAGCACUCUGUUGACUUUUGCCCUGUUCUUCAUCUUUACCGUAUUCCACCUCCUGGCCAAUUACAGGGCAGUUCGCUCUGUCGUCAUGGAGACACUCAAUGAGGCUCGACUCUCCAUUCUGCUCCACCACUACCUGCGAGAUGGUCGGAUUUUAAGCCCAUCAGAAGCCAACCAAAGAGAGUCUGUAUUCCUGGGGUUCAAGAGGAGUGUCUCCCUUAAACUUGGAGUAAGGCUGGGAGAUGUGGUCUCCAGCCCAGAGGAACUCGAGUUGGCUUUGAUAAACAAUGACAAGCCAUAUCUGAUCGGACUCAAGCCUGACUGUGUGUGUGUGUGCCUGGGUGAGGAAGUGACGGUGUCUGAUGAAAUACAGUCUGCCUGCCAGGCCAUGUGCGUGGCGACAGUGCUGCUCUCUCAGGUGUCUGAGGGCCCUUUGGACACUCCUUUGGAAGCACUUGCAGCUGCACGCACGCGAGGUCCCCGGGAGCUGCUGGCUGAGAGUCGUACACUUAUUGACAAGAUUUUUCCCCCAUUCCUGGAAGGCCUGAAGGUGGGGGGCUGGCAGGUCACUCAUGCGCUGUUGGACUGGGAUGAGUGGCGGGUGGACUGGAAAAAGAAGAGGGAGUAACGGGUGGACAAAAGAGGAGAGACUGACAUCUGGGAAACAGCCACAAUCAACACUGGCACAUGUCUCUCCAAACACACAGCUCAGCCCAACACUGGCACAUGUCUCUCCAAACACACAGCUCAGCCCAACACUGGCACAUGUUGGGCCAAACACACAGCUCAGCCCAACACUGGCACGUGUCUCUCCAAACACACAGCUCAGCCCAACACUGGCACGUGUCUCUCCUACCACAGCCAUUCAUCUCUGGGGGUUGAUAUACCAGGUAAAGCCCUUUUGGAUGAACUGGUGUGAACAGUGUAAAAAUAAACCUCUUCCCCGUUUAAAAUG
Molecule: messenger RNA, 2007 nt
Organism: Conger conger (European conger)
Lineage: Eukaryota; Metazoa; Chordata; Actinopteri; Anguilliformes; Congridae
Gene: rusf1
Product: RUS family member 1
Exons: 15
Coding region: 370-1680 (436 amino acids)
Source: RefSeq, a predicted model, not a curated record